CAUUUAAAUUCAUCAUAUUAUUCAAUCUCUUAACCUUUAACCAAGGCUCGUGAUUGGCUGUUCGCCAGUGAUGUCACACAUGUGCACGUGCUCCACAAACUCCGGAUGAAAGCCUGAGUUAGGGUCAACUUAAGAAAAUUGAUGAUCAGCAUCAUGGUACCAAAAAAGCCGGAUUGGAGUGGUUUGGUUUUGUUAACUCGAAACUCAUCCUGUAACUCUAACAUCUACCAUCAUGGUACAGGCCCCUGGGCUAAAGGAUGGUUGAUCAAAUGAUAAAUUAUGAAAAGUUGUUACAGUGCAUCAGAAAGGCAAAGAUGCGUUCCAGAGGGACUGCAGCCUAACUUAGAAAGUUACCGGGUGGCAUAGAAGAUCCUGAAGGAGAAUGGAGAGAGGUGUAUCUUUCUGUGGCUGGAAAGCGGUUAAAGACCGCAGUAAAUCUCUGUCCGAGAACCAGGAACCGAAGUCAGGCCGUAUGUAUACAAUGUUCCACGGCACACAUUUGACAUCCGCCAAAACCAUCAUCGAUAAAGGAUUUGAACCCUCUAAAAAUGGAAUGCUGGGCCCCGGGGUUUAUGUCAGUCGUAACAUUGACAAAGCCAAAUGUUACCCGCUUAAUACUGACAAGGAAGACAAAGUCGUUUUCAAACUGAGGGUGCGUGUGGGAAAAGUGAAGAAAAUAGACUGUGACAAUCAUCCUCUCCAGAAAUCGUGGCACAGCAACGGGUACGACUGCGCGUGGGUUCCACCAAACAGCAAAAUCUCCACCAUCAAGUCUGGUCGCGAGGAGGACUGCGUGUGGGACCCCGAGCGCAUCAGCGUGGUUGACGUGGCGUGCUGUGUGGAUGACGCUAAACGCAGGGAGCUUCGACGGAUGAUUCGCAAAAACACGAAAACCGAAGGCUGCGAUCUGUGCCAUCUCGACGCUUCUGAUGGCCAUGACAUUCAGCCGUGCUGGGUGUGCCAGGAGGACAUCUGCCCUUUUCAGGGAAAACACGUGUGUAAAAAGCAGAAGGUUUAGAGAAAGAGACACCAUGUAACUCUCACCCUGUAUCUUUCAGAUAAUGAACAUGAAAGGGUCCCCAUACCUCCGUGUUUCUGACAUCUGUUUUUGUAGCCCAUUUAAUUUAUGUAGACUAAAUGCUAAUUGUGUCAUUUAUCGCUCUGUUGUUUGUAAUCGUGUUAAGUUGCAAAUUUCAUUAUUUAAAAAUGUCAUUAUUUCACAUUAUGUUGGCUAAACUGAGACCUUUAAUGUUAUUAUGAUGAACUGAACUGUUAAACUGAUACACCAUUUUGAAUAUUUAUUGUCUCUGGUGUUUUAUUUUUCUGUGGUGCCACUUAAAUCACUAAAAAUCUGUUUUACACUUUGUUGCUCGUUUUUUG
Messenger RNA from Onychostoma macrolepis, 1380 nucleotides. It is a transcript of the gene gig2o, whose product is annotated as grass carp reovirus (GCRV)-induced gene 2o. The transcript has 3 exons. Gene Ontology annotation, molecular function: NAD+ poly-ADP-ribosyltransferase activity. Bases 383 to 1018 code for a protein of 211 amino acids. Lineage: Eukaryota; Metazoa; Chordata; Actinopteri; Cypriniformes; Cyprinidae. The record is from RefSeq and is a predicted model, not a curated record. Gene Ontology annotation, cellular component: cytoplasm.